GAGCGAAAAUGGUAAAGAAAUCUGUAACAUCAAACGAAACGUCAUGUUCGCGAAAGUACAUAAAGCAGGAAGUACAACAACUGCUUGCAUCCUCCAACGUUUUGGCUACGAGCACAACUUAACAUUUGUUCUGCCUGUGCGUGACGAUCAUCACAUCGGAUGGCCCUUCUUCUUCAAGCAAGAAGAUAUCUUACCAUCUGCGGAUGGUACUUAUAAUGUGUUAGUUCAUCACUCCGUUUACCAUAGGCAGCUGUUGAAACAUGUGAUGCCGCUUGACACUGUGUACAUCUCAAUACUGAGACAUCCACUGUCUCACCUAAGGUCUGUUUUCAACUGGUACGAGUACGACAAAGUCUUCCGUGGCUUGAAAGGGCCAGAUCAUGUUGCGUCGUUUCUUGAAGAUCCCAAGAAAUUUCAAAUUCCUUACUUUACAAAUUUUAGUGAUCCGAUGACAAGGACAAAAAAUUUCAUGGCGUAUGAGCUGGGGUUUCCAGUCGGACUUUUUGAUGACCAACCGUAUGUUGAUGAGUUUGUUGAUAAGAUAUCGCGAGAAUUUGAUUUGAUUCUGAUUCUAGAACAUAUCAACGAAUCCUUGAUACUGCUUAGGCGUUUGAUGUGUUGGACCCUAAAAGACGUGCUUUACGGUAAAGAUCCCAAACGCGUACGUAUAUAUCUAAAACCAACGACAAACAACGCGACUCUAGAAGUGAAGCACCGCCAAUGGAGCAAUGUUGACUAUCAGCUAUACGACUACUUCAACAAGACGCUCUGGAAGAAGAUUCUUGAAGAAGACGAUGGCUUUCAUCAAGAAGUGCGCCACUUCGAGCAGGUACUUCAAUCAACUACUACCUACUGUGAAAAUGCAAUCAUACCACUAGUCGGUGUCAAGAUUGUUAAAGGUGAUGGGAUAGCUGGUGGUCGUGAUGAAACAAUUACGAAGGAGGCAUGGGUAGUUAAUGGCACAGCUGGAAUCCUGACUGUUCCAAAAUCGACAUGGAACGAUGAGUUUGACGUAGAUCCGACUUUAUGUCUGAAACUAAAGAUGAUGCGCAAGGACUGGGACUAUGUCUUGAAGAGAAAACAUAAAUUGCCGGCAGAUGUAUCGGAGAGUGUGAAGUUGGCUAUCAAAAAAUUUGAACCUCAAACAAUUCUGGCUGAAACUCUUGAUUCAUUUAAUAUCAAAUGAAAACUUGAUGAACCCAAUUUAGGACGGGUUGGUGGGGAGGUUGGUCUUAGGCGAGACCUUUGUAACUCUUUAUCUCCCUACACAAUUGACCAUCAAAUCUUAAAGAGAAUUAUAUAAAAGUAAGAUAGAAAAGGCAGAAAGAAAACUUUGACGUCACUAUGACGUAAUAUGACGUCAUUUAUGUGAUUGAAUAGGCUUCAACGGUCCCGGAAAUCUUAGAUAUGUCUAAUUGUAUUUACUUUAUCUAAGUACUGGUAUGUAUUAAAUCAAAGGAUAUUCUACAUUAUUGCUGAAUACCUAUUUGAGCUGUUCAUCUCUUUUGAUUGAUUAAUAACAUCUCCAAAUAUUCCACUUACAUUAAUAAAGCAAUGUAUGUACAAUGAUCAACGAUAAGAAUUGAAACUGAGAAUUUCUGAAUAAAGCAUUUGGGGUCCGUUUGAACCCCACUCGGUCAUUUUACUCGCAAAAAAUGUUGGGUGCUUGAGGGUUAAUUUAGUAUUUCAGCGCAAACGUGGAAUAUCCUCAAUUUGCAUAUAUUAUGCUAAUCAAGACCUAUUAUCUAUGUUGGAUCAAGUGUAGUUUGAGAUAGAGCGUCGCAAAUAAGCAAACAAAUAAACAAUGUUAUAUGAGACAUUACCAAUGUUAUAUGAGACAACACACUACCUUUUCUGGAUGCAAAACUACGGGUAGAGAACGAUGGUCACAUCAACAUGUCAGUUUACCGCAAACCAACGCAUACAGAUCAAUAUCUCCAUUUUGAGUCUCACCACCCCCUGGAACAAAAACUCGGCGUCAUAAGAACUUUGUUCAACCGAGCAGAUACUAUUGUCACAUCUGUU
This is a messenger RNA of Branchiostoma floridae (Florida lancelet), 2025 nucleotides long. Its product is annotated as galactose-3-O-sulfotransferase 2-like. NCBI's taxonomy places the organism in Eukaryota, Metazoa, Chordata, Leptocardii, Amphioxiformes, Branchiostomatidae. The record is from RefSeq and is a predicted model, not a curated record. The coding region runs from base 44 to 1186 and encodes 380 amino acids. Gene Ontology annotation, cellular component: membrane. Gene Ontology annotation, biological process: glycolipid biosynthetic process. The transcript has a single exon. Gene Ontology annotation, molecular function: galactosylceramide sulfotransferase activity.